Molecule: messenger RNA, 6537 nt
Organism: Calidris pugnax (ruff)
Lineage: Eukaryota; Metazoa; Chordata; Aves; Charadriiformes; Scolopacidae
Gene: ROCK2
Product: Rho-associated, coiled-coil containing protein kinase 2
Exons: 33
Coding region: 115-4380 (1421 amino acids)
Biological process (GO): peptidyl-threonine phosphorylation; regulation of actin cytoskeleton organization; mitotic cytokinesis
Cellular component (GO): centrosome; cytoplasm; cytoskeleton
Molecular function (GO): ATP binding; Rho-dependent protein serine/threonine kinase activity; small GTPase binding
Source: RefSeq, a predicted model, not a curated record
CGGCCUCUCCGCCGCGCUUAGGCCCCGCGCCGGGCCCGCCGGGCGACCCCGCUCAGUCCCCUCCUCCCCGGCAGCGGGGGCCGGUCUGCAGCCGCCGCUAGGCGGGCCGGAGGGAUGAGCCAGCAGCCGGCGGUGAAGAUGUCGGCGGCUCCCCUCACGGCGGAGGCGCUGGAGCCGGCGGCGGGGAUGCUCGAGGGCCGCCAGAGGAAGCUGGAGUCCAUGAUCCGCGACCCGCGCUCCCCGGUCAACGUGGAGAGCCUGCUGGAUGGCUUGAAUUCUUUGGUCCUUGAUCUGGAUUAUCCAGCGCUGAGGAAGAACAAGAACAUUGAUAACUUCCUAAAUAGAUAUGAGAAGAUUGUGGAAAAAAUACGAGCUUUACAAAUGAAAGCUGAAGACUAUGAUGUUGUCAAGGUGAUUGGAAGAGGGGCUUUUGGAGAAGUGCAGCUGGUUCGCCAUAAAAUGACACAGAAGGUUUAUGCAAUGAAGCUACUUAGUAAAUUUGAAAUGAUCAAGAGAUCAGAUUCAGCCUUUUUCUGGGAAGAAAGAGAUAUCAUGGCCUUCGCCAACAGUCCGUGGGUCGUUCAGCUAUUUUGUGCCUUUCAAGAUGACAAAUACUUGUACAUGGUAAUGGAAUACAUGCCGGGUGGAGAUCUUGUAAACCUUAUGAGCAAUUAUGAUGUGCCUGAGAAAUGGGCCAAGUUCUAUACAGCCGAAGUUGUUCUUGCUCUUGAUGCAAUUCACUCCAUGGGCUUGAUACACAGGGAUGUGAAGCCUGACAACAUGCUUUUAGAUAAAUACGGGCAUCUGAAGCUGGCAGAUUUUGGCACUUGCAUGAAAAUGGAUGAAACAGGUAUGGUGCGCUGCGACACGGCGGUGGGCACCCCCGACUACAUAUCGCCCGAGGUUCUCAAAUCCCAAGGGGGGGACGGCUAUUACGGACGGGAGUGCGACUGGUGGUCUGUAGGAGUCUUCCUUUUUGAGAUGCUGGUUGGCGAUACUCCAUUUUAUGCAGACUCACUAGUAGGAACAUACAGUAAAAUUAUGGAUCAUAAGAACUCACUACAUUUCCCGGAUGAUGUGGAAAUCUCUAAGCAUGCAAAGAACCUCAUCUGUGCCUUUUUAACUGAUAGGGAUGUGCGACUUGGGAGAAAUGGGGUUGAAGAAAUAAAGCAUCACCCUUUCUUCAAGAGUGAUCAGUGGAACUGGGACAACAUUCGAGAGACUGCUGCUCCUGUUGUUCCUGAGCUUAGCAGUGAUAUAGAUAGCAGUAAUUUUGAUGACAUUGAGGACGACAAGGGAGACGUGGAAACCUUUCCAAUCCCCAAAGCCUUCGUGGGAAACCAGCUGCCUUUUAUAGGAUUUACCUACUAUAGAGACAAUUUGUUGCUAAGUGACUCCUCUCAGUCUUGCAGAGAAAAUGAAUCUGUGCAAUCUAGUAAAAAUGAGUUUCAGAAAAAACUAAGCAAGCUGGAAGAACAGCUCAGUAACGAAUUGCAAGCCAAAGAUGAACUAGAACAGAAGUACAGGUCUACUAAUACUCGUUUAGAGAAGAUAGUGAAAGAGCUGGAUGAAGAGAUAACUUCAAGGAAGAAUGUAGAGACUACAGUCAGACAGUUAGAAAGAGAGAAGGCUCUUCUUCAGCAUAAGAAUACAGAAUAUCAGAGAAAAGCAGAACAUGAAGCAGAUAAGAAACGCAAUUUGGAAAAUGAGGUUAACAGUUUGAAAGACCAGCUUGAAGAUCUGAAAAAGAGGAAUCAGAACUCUCAAAUAUCCAAUGAGAAAAUCAAUCAGCUUCAAAGACAGUUGGAUGAAGCCAAUUCUUUGCUGCGGUCAGAGUCGGAUACUGCAGCCAGGCUAAGGAAGAACCAGACAGAAAGCACGAAGCAAAUCCAGCAGCUGGAAGCCAAUAACAGAGAACUGCAGGAUAAGAACUGCCUGCUAGAGAAUGCCAAACUCAAACUGGAGAAGGACUUUCUCAAUCUUCAGUCAGCUCUAGAAUCAGAAAGGAGAGAUCGAAGUCAUGGAUCAGAGAUUAUCAGUGAUUUACAAGGGCGAAUAUCUAGCCUCGAAGAAGAAGUGAAAAAUGGAAAGAGUGCAUUAGCUAAACUGGAAAUGGAGAAGAGACAACUGCAAGAAAGAAUUACAGAUUUAGAAAAGGAAAAGAGCAACAUGGAAAUAGAUAUGACGUAUAAAUUCAAAGUUAUGCAGCAGAACCUUGAACAAGAAGAAGCUGAACAUAAAGCCACAAAAGCACGAUUAGCAGACAAAAAUAAGAUCUAUGAAUCUAUAGAGGAAGCAAAAUCUGAAGCAAUGAAAGAAAUGGAGAAGAAACUUUUGGAAGAGAGAGCUUUAAAGCAAAAAGUAGAAAAUCGAUUGUUAGAAGCUGAAAAGCAGCGCUCCAUGUUGGACUGUGAUCUCAAACAAUCUCAACAGAAAAUCAACGAGCUCCUCAGGCAAAAGGAUAUACUAAAUGAAGAUGUGAAAAACCUGACAUUAAAAAUAGAGCAAGAAACACAGAAGCGCUGUCUCACUCAAAAUGACCUCAAGAUGCAAACACAACAGGUCAACACCUUGAAAAUGUCAGAGAAGCAGUUAAAACAGGAGAAUAACCAUCUUCAGGAAAUCAAAUUAAGUCUGGAAAAACAAAAUAACGAACUGCGCAAGGAACGUCAAGAUGCAGAUGGACAGAUGAAAGAGCUUCAAGACCAACUUGAAGCUGAACAGUAUUUCUCGACUCUGUACAAGACACAAGUUCGAGAACUUAAAGAAGAAUGUGAGGAAAAGACCAAACUUUGUAAAGAAAUGCAGCAAAAGAUCCAAGAGUUACAGGAUGAGAGAGAUUCCUUGGCUGCUCAGCUAGAGAUUACUUUGACAAAAGCAGAUUCGGAACAACUUGCACGUUCCAUUGCUGAGGAACAGUACUCUGAUUUGGAAAAAGAGAAGAUAAUGAAAGAGCUGGAGAUCAAAGAGAUGAUGGCAAGGCAUAAACAGGAGCUGACUGAGAAAGAUGCCACCAUAGCCUCUUUGGAGGAAGCAAACAGGACACUAACUAGUGAUGUGGCUAAUCUUGCUAACGAGAAAGAAGAACUAAACAAUAAACUGAAGGAAGUACAAGAACAAAUUACCAAGUUAAAAGAAGAAGAAGCAAAUAUAGGAAAUAUUAAAGCACAAUUUGAGAAACAGUUGUUGAAUGAAAGAACAUUGAAAACCCAGGCUGUGAAUAAGUUGGCUGAGAUCAUGAAUCGGAAGGGUCCAGUCAAACGUGGAGCUGACACCGAUGUGCGGCGGAAGGAAAAGGAAAAUAGGAAACUGCACAUGGAACUGAAGUCUGAACGAGAAAAGUUAACCCAAAUGAUGAUCAAAUAUCAGAAGGAAAUCAAUGAAAUGCAGGCGCAAAUAGCAGAAGAGAGUCAGAUUCGGAUUGAACUGCAGAUGACACUGGACAGCAAAGACAGUGACAUUGAGCAGCUCCGUUCACAGCUACAGUCCUUGCACAUCGGGCUAGACAACAGCAGCAUAGGCAGUGGGCCUGGAGAUGCUGAAGCAGAUGAUGGGUUCCCUGAAUCAAGAUUGGAAGGCUGGCUAUCGCUGCCUGUUAGAAAUAACACUAAAAAAUUUGGAUGGGUUAAAAAGUAUGUAAUUGUGAGCAGUAAGAAGAUCCUGUUCUAUGACAGCGAACAAGAUAAAGAGCAGUCUAAUCCCUACAUGGUAUUAGACAUAGACAAACUCUUCCAUGUCCGACCAGUCACUCAGACAGAUGUGUACAGAGCAGACUCCAAGGAAAUUCCUAGGAUAUUCCAGAUUCUAUAUGCUAAUGAAGGAGAGAGCAAAAAGGAACAGGAAUUUCCUGUGGAGCCCAUGGGAGAGAAGUCAAAUUACAUUUGUCACAAAGGACAUGAGUUCAUACCUACUCUUUAUCACUUCCCAACCAAUUGUGAAGCCUGUAUGAAGCCACUGUGGCACAUGUUUAAACCUCCUCCUGCUCUAGAAUGUCGCCGUUGCCAUAUCAAAUGUCACAAAGAUCACAUGGAUAAAAAAGAAGAGAUUAUAGCACCUUGCAAAGUGUACUAUGAUAUUUCAACGGCAAAGAAUCUACUACUGUUAGCUAAUUCUACGGAAGAACAGCAAAAAUGGGUGAGCCGACUCGUGAAAAAAAUACCCAAGAAGCCUCCAGCACCAGACCCCUUUGCUCGAUCUUCUCCCAGAACUUCCAUGAAGGUACAGCCAAACCAGUCCAUCAGACGACCAAGUCGACAGCUUCCUCCAAACAAACCAAGAUUACUUGAUCUGGCAUUUAAGGACUGGGAUUGGUCAUUUGAUGAUGUUGAUGAUAUUGAUGGUGAUGAUGAUGAUGAUGAUGACGAUGUUUUUGAUUUCUGAAGAAGUAUAAAAGGGCUAACUGCUCCCUGUGAAUGCAGACACAAUUCAAGGUGAUAAUUUUCUUCCCGUUACAGCAAGACUGAAACAUAUCCCAAAAUAUAUUAAAAAUAUAUAUUUUCCUGAGAGAUUGUGCUAUAUAUAUCAGAGGUUUACAUUUUUGCUGCAAUAUAAAUUACUAAUCUCUGAGGGUUUUCCUGUAUUCUCCUGAGUGACUGAUCAAAUGACGAAUGGUUGGUAAAUAGUAAAAGGAUAUGUUAGGUAACCUUUUAAACUCUGUUCCACAAAAGCUUUCUUGGCGAGACACAUACACUACAUUUCAUAAAAGGAUCGAGAGGAAUGAAUAUUAAAACGGAAGAAACUGACUUUUCAGCUUUCCUAAAGAUGCCACCAGCAUGUCUGCAAGAAGAACAGGAGGGAGAUCCACCACAGUGAUAUAGACUGCAUCUGUAAGAAGUGACCAUUAUACUGUGUAUAUAUAUUGUACUGUAAUACUGCAAGAGGGUUUUAAAAAUCUUUCCACUUUAUUUUUUUAUGCUUAUUAAUCAGAUACCGUUACUUAUUGCAGUUGCAACUAUGCACUUGUAUAAAGCCAUAACGUUGAAGUUUAUAUCAUUCAUACACGUCUAUCAGAAGCUGCAUGUCAGUGUUGAGCAGCUAGGAUAAGUUUGAAGUAUAUACUAGUUUCAGCUAUGUCAUCAUGGGCAGUCCUGUUUUACCUGUCUAAUUGCCUUAAUUUAAUUUUUUUCAAGUUUUUUGCCCAUUCUCUCUAUUUAAGGUAAAAAAAGAAGGUUUACCAGCUCUUAGGAUGCAAUUUUGCUUUGUGGCAGAAAAAAAUAGUGCACUAUUUUUACACCUAGUAAGUAUAUCAAUGUCAGCCUAUUUUGAAUGUAUAUCGACUGGUUUUAAGGGCGGGGAAAUGUUGGUUACAGAAACAGCAUCUGAUACCAUUGGAAUGACUACACCAUUGGCUCGUACGUGUAACUGCUCAUCCAGCCCUUUUUACAAACCUCAAUAUUAGUUAUUGACUUAUAUUAACCCUCAUUAAGUGCUAUGAAACUUCAUUUUGCCUUGUUUUUGCGUACUCUCCUAGAUGUGUUUUUUAUUUCUGGGAAAAAAAAAGAAAAAAAGAAUCUGUGACUAUUUUUACAUUUCACAACACAAUGUCCAAGGACUGUCACAAACGUUAAGAAAAUUAAACAUACUGUAGAUGUAUUUUAAAAUUUUAAAUCUGGUUCUCUAGCACAUAGCUGUAGGCAUAGAUAAAUAUUUCAGUAGUGUGUUUUGAGAACUGAUAGCUGGGAAAAAAGGGCCUCGGAGGCACUUAAUCUGACUUUUUUUUUUUUUUUUAACUUGGAGUUGUACAAAAAAAAAUAAUUUAUGUGGGCUCAUUCAUGAUGUGUUCAUAAUUAUCCCAGAAAAUGCAUGUUUUAUACAACUACAGUAUGCGAUGUUAAACAUAUUGACAGUAAAAAAUGUAGUCUCCUAUUUGGUCUCUUUAUAUAUAUAAAUAUAUAUAUAUAUUUAAAAUAUAUAUAUAUAUAAAAUAUUGUGUGGGAGUGCAGUAAUUUAAAAUAUGAUCUAACACUUCAAUGAAGGAGGACAUUUCACUUUAAAAUUUUGUUUGUUUGUUUUUGUUUUUUAAAGAGUGUUGAAAUGUUUGGAAGGAUAGGACCAUGAUUUAUUUAACACUAUCAUGAAAGGUGGACUUGGAAACACUGAAAAUGAAUAAAUAAAUAUAUUUACAUUUUGUAACCUCUACUACAGUUCAGCUUAACAGAGCCAGAAUGUAUUCAGUCUUCUAUUUAUGCACUCGCAAAGUAAAAUGUUGUUUGUGAGUUCUUAAAUUCAAAACAAAAGCUCUCACAUCAUUUCUGUGAGGUAUUCUAACCCGGCGCACAGCUACAGUGGUUUUUUCCCUGCUUGUUUUGAUUUACAGAAGUACGGUAUAUUUUUAGGUAAUGCAGAUUUGCAUAGAGUACAACAUUAAAAAUGUAUACAGUAAAACUGUUUCCAUUCACUGAAUGCAUAAAUAUUUUAUAUAUAUAUAUAAAAAAGAAAAAUGUUACAUUGUGGGAAGUUCUAUCCUUUUCUGAAUUGGAGAAUAUUAUAUAUAUAUUUUUAAAUAAACUAUUUGAGUAAGGUAAAAUAGUUCCUGAA